Molecule: messenger RNA, 993 nt
Organism: Fundulus heteroclitus (mummichog)
Lineage: Eukaryota; Metazoa; Chordata; Actinopteri; Cyprinodontiformes; Fundulidae
Product: trypsin
Exons: 6
Coding region: 7-756 (249 amino acids)
Biological process (GO): proteolysis
Molecular function (GO): serine-type endopeptidase activity
Source: RefSeq, a predicted model, not a curated record
AAAACCAUGAGACUGCUCUCUGUUCUGCUGCUUGUCGGAGCUGCUGCGGCAGUUCCCCGCUACGAUGGAAGGAUCAUCGGUGGGCAGGAGUGUGAGCCAAACUCUCGUCCUUACAUGGCGUCCCUCAACUAUGGGUACCACUUCUGUGGAGGAGUGCUCAUCAACAAGCAGUGGGUGCUCUCUGUGGCACACUGCUGGUACAAUCCAUAUGCGAUGCAGAUCUUCCUGGGAGAACAUGACGUACGCGUGUUCGAGGGAACAGAGCAGCUCAUGAAGACUGACAACAUCAUCUGGCAUCCAAGCUAUGACUACCAGACUCUGGACUACGACAUCAUGCUGAUCAAGCUCUUCCAUCCCGUGGAGGUGACUGAGGCGGUUGCACCCAUCUCACUGCCCACCGGGUGUCCGAUGGGAGGCCUACCGUGCUCAGUGUCUGGAUGGGGGAACACCGCCACAGAUGGUGAAGUGAACAUGCCCACCCGUCUGCAGUGUUUGGAUGUGCCCAUAGUGGACGACAAGGACUGUGAAAACGCCUACCCGGGCAUGAUCACGCGCAGGAUGGUGUGCGCCGGGUACAUGGACGGAGGCAGGGACGCAUGCAACGGUGACUCUGGCAGCCCCCUGGUGUGCCUUGGAGAAGUCCAUGGCCUGGUGUCAUGGGGACAGGGCUGUGCUCAGCCCAACUACCCCGGCGUCUACGUUAAAGUAUGCGAGUUCCUCUACUGGAUCGAAGACACUCUUGCAGCCAAUCCUUAAAGAAAUAUAUAAAUAUUUGCUGUCUUCCAAAACCAAAUGGGUUGACCUUUCUCUAAUUUCUCUCGCUGAAUUUGAGUUUUUCUCAAGUUUCACAUCGUUUUACACUUAUUUUCUCACAUAUUUCAGAGAAAACAAAUAUCAGGGUGUAAGAAACAAUUUCCACAGCAACUCAAUACUAAUAGGUCUGACAUGGCUUGAGUGAGACUCAGGAACAUGAUAUUAAAAUGAUUCACAAGC